AUUUUUUCACAAUAAUGUCAAAUAUUUCGGAAACUUCAUUUUGCAAUUUGAAAAAUGGUUCACAUUUGUUGGUUCAAUUUAUUAACUGUCGAAUUCUUUAUCAAAAGGAAAUCAUUAAAGAAGAUUUUUGGGUUAAAAAUGGAAAAAUUUUAAAUCCAGAGAAAAUUUUUUUUGAUGAAAAACUUUCGGCUGAUAUUCAAAUAGAUUGUAAAAAUAUGAUUAUUGCUCCUGGAUAUAUUGAUACCCAGCUAAAUGGCGGCUUUGGUUAUGAUUUCUCAUCUAAUAUUGAAUCUCUGGAGGACGGGUUAAAUAUUGUUUCAAAAGGUAUUUUAAAACACGGAGUGACAUCGUUCUGUCCGACUUUGGUUACUUCUCCUGCAAAUAUUUAUAGACAGGCAUUACCAAUAUUAAUGAAAAGAAAGGGUAGUCGUAAUGGAGCUGAAGUUCUGGGUGCUCAUUGUGAAGGUCCCUUCAUCAAUAUAGAAAAAAGAGGAGCUCAUGAUCCAAACUAUAUUAAGUCAGAUGCAAAUGGAGGUAUCCAAGUAUUAGAGUUGACAUAUGGCUCACUUGAUAAUAUUGCUAUUAUAACUGUAGCACCAGAGCUUUCUGGUAUUGUUGAUUGCAUCCCUUCCCUUGUGGAACGAAAUAUUGUUGUUUCAAUUGGUCACUCAACAGCUAGUUUAGGUCAAAGCGAGGUUGCAGUGUCUCAAGGGGCUUCUUUUAUUACUCACCUUUUUAAUGCAAUGCUUCCAUUCCAUCAUCGUGACCCAGGUAUGGUUGGUUUAUUGACUAGUGAUGUAACAAAGAAGACAGUAUUUUAUGGUAUGAUAACUGAUGGUAUACAUACUCAUCCUACAGCACUUCGAAUUGCUUAUCGAAGCCAUCCUAAAGGUAUUGUAAUAACAACUGAUGCAAUAGCAGCUUUAGGAUUAUCUCCAGGUAUAUAUAAACUAGGAACAAUGUCUGUUGAAAUAUCUGAGAAAGACGCUAAAAUUGCUGGUACAAACACACUUGCUGGGAGUGUGUGUAGCAUGGACAGAUGUGUCUACCAGUUCAAACAGCAAACAAAUUGCUCACUUGUUGAAGCCAUUGAAGCCGCAACAUUACAUCCAGCGCAAUUACUUGGAAUAUCAGACCGUAAAGGAACAUUAGAUUUUGAUACCGAUGCUGACUUUAUUUUUCUUGAUGAUCAAUUAAACGUUCACGCUACAUUUAUUGCCGGCGAUUUAGUUUGGAAUAGCGAACAAAUGUCUCAUUUGUCCAAAAUUUAUAACUAAUAUAAUAAUGCAUAUAAAAAGGGUGUAGGGAAGGGGGUGGGGGGCUAACUAGGUCUUAGGUAGUAGUGAUCGACCGAAACCGAAAUAAACCGAAAUUUAGGGUAAACUAGUUCAAUACCAAAACCGAAACCGACAUUUCGUCAAACAUUUUACUGAAACUAAAACUAAAACGGAAAUUUCGGCUUAAAAACAAUAAUUUAAUUAGAAAAUG
Hydra vulgaris (swiftwater hydra) is the source of this 1488-nucleotide messenger RNA. Its product is annotated as N-acetylglucosamine-6-phosphate deacetylase. Gene Ontology annotation, molecular function: N-acetylglucosamine-6-phosphate deacetylase activity. Lineage: Eukaryota; Metazoa; Cnidaria; Hydrozoa; Anthoathecata; Hydridae. Gene Ontology annotation, biological process: N-acetylglucosamine catabolic process. The record is from RefSeq and is a predicted model, not a curated record.